This is a messenger RNA of Protopolystoma xenopodis, 729 nucleotides long. NCBI's taxonomy places the organism in Eukaryota, Metazoa, Platyhelminthes, Monogenea, Polystomatidea, Polystomatidae. The record is from the annotation of a GenBank genome assembly.
AUGCCACCGCACCAAGGUGGCUACGGUCCCCAUCCUGGGGCCAGCUAUUACGGUAGUCCUUCUCCACAUCAUGCUGCUCCACCGUACCAUCACUCGGGCCAUUACGGGCCGCUGCCUCCAUCGCAUCCACAUCACCACCAACAGCCGCAACAGCCUCCUCAGCACUACCAACCACAGCCACCUCCGCCACCGCAGCAGCAUGCCCCCCCAUCUGCUGGGCCACAUCAUCCUUCAGGACUUUCAAUCCAUCCUAGCUGGCCUGGCUAUCCACCCCCGCCUUCUACGGCAGGUGCGGUCUACUCGGGUUCCCCACACUCCACUCUUCAUCAUCCAUCUGGUAGUAGCUCUGCUGGAACUGGCCCAAAUGGUGGUCCUGGCGUUCCACCUCCAUCACACCUCAUACCUCCUGCUCCUCCCGGUGCAGGGAUGUCUCUUAGUGGUCCGUCAGUACAUAGUCAACCACUUUCAAUGCAGAUGCCACCCCAUUCUCAUCAUCCGCAUCACCCUCCACACCAUCAAAGUCAGACACAGCAGAUGGGCGGACCCCCAAAAGAGGAUGCCCUUUCUGUUGCUCCUCCACAGUCAUCAGCGACUUGUAUCAGUGGGAGCAGUAGCCGGCCACCUUCUGUAAAUGGUUCAGGUCCCUCCGGCCCACCUGGAGUUGGCAGUGUGCAGCAGCAGUCACAGCAGUUACGUCAAACCGCUACACCUACUCCGACUUCUAGCUAA